AUGAAUGUUAACUACGGUGGAGGUAGAAGACGUGCGGUGAGUCGGCAAACGGCUGAAGAACAAGUACUUGACCGGAUUUCUCGGAAUGCAGAAGAACGGUUGACUCGUAAAAGACAGGCUCGUGAAGAAGCGCGACAGAUACGUUUAGAGCAACUCGAAAAACAGUAUCGAGAGGCUGAAACAGAUGGUUGCAAAGGUGAUGAAGAAGACAUAAAAGACAAUAUUCCGACAACAUCAACAUCUCGAGGCGGUACACCGUCCAGAGAUAGCAAAGCAUUGGAACGGGCAGCCCUAAAGGAAAAAGUAAACGAAUUGCAAAACAAAUUUCAACGAGCCAUGUUUAUGUAUUCCCAAUUAGAUAAUGAGAAAUCAGCCUUAUUGUAUGAAAUUGAUUUGCUGAAAGAUGAAAUGGAAGAAAAAGAGCAACUUUUAUCACAAGCUAACCGGGAGUCUCGUGAUUUAGCUACUGAAGUGAAACUGCUAAAACGUACAAUUGAUGGUUUGAAUGCUCAACAUGCAACGCUACGAUCGGAAAUAGCGCAGCGUGAUCAAAUCAUACAGGAGAACGGGUUAGUUUUGGCGGAACAAGAAAAAUCUGAUGCAUUGUUAAAUGGCACGGAUAAUGUCCAAACAACUCCACUGAUAUUUUCUCAAACAACGAUAGCACUUGUUGAAAAAGCAGUUCCUGGUUCCUCUUCAAUAGAUGAAAAAGUUAAAAGAUUAGUUGAUGUGAACAAAAAAAUGCGUCAACAAGUGGAGGAAGCAGAACAGUCAUUAUAUGUUCGUAGAACAGCUCGUGCCGAUCUUAUGAAUAGCGCACAGAAUGGUAUACUUGGUGAUGAAUUACAAAGAGAUGCAGCCAAGCAACUAGCAGAAAUCAAAUUUAAACUGCAAGAAGCAGAACGUGAAAAUACAAAUUACCAGGGCAAUCUAAUACGUGUAGAUGGACAAAUGAAGAGGUAUAAAGCAGCUGCUGAACAAGCAGAAAAAGAGCUUUUAGAAUUAAAAUCUCAAAAUCGACAGCUGAAAAAAGAGCUUCGUGAUAAGGAUAAUGCUCUGGACGAAGCCAAAGAAACAAAUCGUCAUUUGCAGAAUAGAAUUGAAAAAUUACGUUUAUCAGGCUCUCGAAGACCUUUAUGA
Molecule: messenger RNA, 1140 nt
Organism: Brugia malayi
Lineage: Eukaryota; Metazoa; Nematoda; Chromadorea; Rhabditida; Onchocercidae
Gene: Bma-flap-1
Product: LD07988p, putative
Exons: 12
Coding region: 1-1140 (379 amino acids)
Biological process (GO): regulation of DNA-templated transcription
Source: RefSeq, a predicted model, not a curated record